AUGUAUGCAAUUUACCAGAAUGCAUAUCUCACUGUCGUCGACGGGGCCGGAUCUAACAGGCAAAAUGGGCUUUUCGGGGUGUCAAAACCCCGAACUGGGUGCCAGACAACAGUACAAUUGGCAGGACAGCAGUGGAUGUCCACUCUGCGGAAUCCCCAGUGUUUGAUUCAGGCUUCUCCGUGGAUUACGAGGGGCUGGACAUACCAAGAGGCUAUAGCUUCACCACGACUCCUGAUAUUCACAGAGGAGCAGGUUUACUUUGAAUGCAAAGCCAUGAGAUGCUGGGAGUCUACACAUAUACCUUUGGACGCUCACCAUAUAAAGGGGAAAUCCCGUUUCCGAGAUAACCUCUGGGAACCCAUUUUCUGCCAGUACACUCGGAAGGCAACUGAAUUCGAAGGGCGCGAAGAUUUUCCUCGAUACAUCAAGCAUUAUACGCAGCGGUCCCUCACCAAUAGCCACGACGCUUUGAACGCUAUUGCAGGAGUGCUUGGGCUUGUAGAGAAAGACAAUGGUCGGACCGUAUAUAAUUUUUGGGGCAUCCCGCUACUCGCUCCGGCCCCAGAAACUUUUCCAUCAUCAUUGGUUACUGGGAUGGCGUGGACUUUAGGGGCGCCAGAAAACAAUGGCUCGCGCGAGGCCAUUGGAAGACACAACAUCUUCCCCAGUUGGUCCUGGGCAGGAUGGCAUGGCAUUGUGGAAUCUUUUGAGCUGGGAUAUCUCAAUCACAGGAGCCCGUAUAUUUCUGUCCGGAUCCAGUCCGGGAAAGGCAGUCAAGAGUCAGUCGAAUGGAGUGAUUACUGGGAAGCCGAAGGUGGAAUGGAAAUGGAUCGCCGAAUCGACCUCUGGGGAUCAGGGCUCGGUCCGGGCACACAUAGACAGGAGCCAUACAACUACCCCUGGCUCGAUAUUACCACAGAUAUAAUUCCAGUGCAGUUGAUAUAUUUGCCGCUCCGUGUUGUUGAAUACAUCCGUGCAAAGGACCCGAGGUUCGCUGAGUAUGACACAGCAGUAUUCGCAAUUAUCCCUCCGGAUGAGGAGUGGGAGCUUACACCAAUCCACUUCCCGGAUGAUGACCCUGAGCUGAGUACUGAAAAGAAAGAUGAAAUCUGUCGACGAGAAUAG
This is a messenger RNA of Aspergillus lentulus, 1125 nucleotides long. RefSeq lists its product as uncharacterized. NCBI's taxonomy places the organism in Eukaryota, Fungi, Ascomycota, Eurotiomycetes, Eurotiales, Aspergillaceae. The record is from RefSeq and is a predicted model, not a curated record.